This is a messenger RNA of Brachypodium distachyon (stiff brome), 1661 nucleotides long. RefSeq lists its product as uncharacterized. Lineage: Eukaryota; Viridiplantae; Streptophyta; Magnoliopsida; Poales; Poaceae. The record is from RefSeq and is a predicted model, not a curated record. The coding region runs from base 990 to 1661 and encodes 223 amino acids. The transcript has 5 exons.
CGUAAAAAGAAAAGCCGUCUGAGGAUAACUCCUCUUCCGCCUCCCCGACUCUUCCUCGCCAUCCGUCCUAGCCAGCGCGCUCACUGCCUCCUCGUCGCCGCCCCAUCCCCACCGGCGAUCUGCGGCGCGUGACGGCCCGCGGAGGCGCACGAUGGCUCACGGGCGCAUCCACGGAGGCGGUGGCGCACCGCCCUCCUCCUUUUCCACACCACGCCCCUGCCCCACCUCGGCUCUCUCGCCCGCCUCUGCCGCUCCCAACCUCCAGCACGCGCCACCACCUUCCCCCUCUUCCACACCACGCCCCUUGCCCCACCUCGGCACUCUCGCCCGCCGCUGCCGCUCCCAACCUCCAGCACAGAUCCCUCCCGUUGUCUCGUCGGUCCACGCGAGCCGCCGUCGCAUAUCUAGAUGGGAACCGCGGGCGCUACCGCUCGACGGAGCGGCCGCUUCCUCGGCCUUCAUCUUCUACGGUGGGGACGCCCGAGGCUCCCGGUCCUUUCACUCCUCCGACCUGCUGUCCUCCUACGCCGCCGCCGGAGCCGCCAUCGCAUAUCUAGAUGGGAACCGCGGGCGCUGCCGCUCGACGGAGCGACUGCUUCCUCGGCCUUCAUCUUCUACGGUGGGGGCGCCCUAGGCUCCCGGUCCUUUCUCUCCUCCGACCUGCUGUCCUCCUACGCCGCCACCGCUCGACGCAGCAUUAGCUUCCUCUCCUCCAACCGGCCAUGGCCGCCCCCCUUCCUCUCCUCCCAAGCCCCAUCCUUCUCCGUGGUAAAUUAAUUUUGAUUGAUGCAUGCGUUGGCUGUAGGCUGUAUCCUGGUAUCCUAAAUCUCGAUUGAUGCAUGUGUGAUGUUGAAUUUUGACUAUUGUGAUACUGAUGGAGGCUGUUGCCUUUCGUGCGCCGGCGGUCCCAAAUCCGAGACAAACUCUCCCCCACAACCCGUCUCCUCUUCACACACGACACAAUUCCAAAUCCGAGACGAACUCGAGCAAUGGGGUGCCAUGGAAUCCUUCGCCCGUUCUACAAAAGUAUUGCAGGCUUCUCGCCCAAACUUUCGUUAGACCGAGUGGCCCGAACUCCACACAAGACCAUGGAUCACGACGUUGAAACAAACACUCUUGAGGAUUUAGAUAACCGGCCUUUAAUAACAGCAAGAUGUUGUGAAUCAGUUCUUUUGGAUGAUUUACCUUCCGUCUCAGCAUCAUCUCGGGUUUCUGAAACUUGUACGCAAUCAGAUGAUCAUAUAGAUGCUGAUCCAUUGCCAUCGCCUCCAUCAGCAACCAAGUUGACAGUUUCUGAACUGACUAAUGACGAAAAAGAUCCAGAUGAUGCUUCUCAAACGAUAGGUUCAGAAUCAGCUGAUCAUAUAGAUGGCGAUCCAUUGCUAUCGCCUCCAUCAACAACCAAGUCGACAGUUUCUGAAUUGAUGAAUGAGGAAAAUACAAAUGACGUGAUAUAUGAAUUGGCGGAUGAAGAAAAAACUGACGUGACAUAUGACUAUCUACCACAAGCCGGACUGUUAAAACGGGAUGGUGAGAUUGGAAUACAUGAAGCAACCUUUAUGACAAAGAUUGUCGGAAACUAUCUCAAGCAUGACAUGCACGUACACCUCAAGUACCGGAGAUACAUGGACCAGUUACUAGAGGUCGUGCACGACAACUAA